Molecule: messenger RNA, 1144 nt
Organism: Cucurbita moschata (crookneck pumpkin)
Lineage: Eukaryota; Viridiplantae; Streptophyta; Magnoliopsida; Cucurbitales; Cucurbitaceae
Product: PHD finger protein ALFIN-LIKE 3-like
Exons: 5
Coding region: 129-884 (251 amino acids)
Biological process (GO): regulation of DNA-templated transcription
Cellular component (GO): nucleus
Molecular function (GO): transcription cis-regulatory region binding; transcription coregulator activity; histone binding
Source: RefSeq, a predicted model, not a curated record
UUUUGCAGAUUGAGAUUUUUGAUUUUGGAAUCUCUCUCUCUUUGUUUAGGUAAUCUGCAGUUUUUUCUUUUCGCUUUUGACUCUUUCGUCUCCGGAAGCCGCAGAGGGACGAGCAAGAAGAAACGGUCAUGGAUGGAGGUGGCGCAGUGCACAAUCGCUCAGUCGAAGAUGUUUUCAGUGAUUUUAGGGGCCGAAGAAACGGCGUCAUCAAAGCUCUCACCGUAGAUGUUGAAGAAUUCUAUCAACAAUGUGAUCCUGAUAAGGAAAAUCUAUGCCUGUAUGGAUUUCCAAAUGAAGUAUGGGAAGUUAAUUUACCUGCAGAAGAAGUUCCUCCAGAACUUCCAGAGCCGGCGUUGGGUAUUAAUUUUGCAAGAGAUGGCAUGCAAGAAAGGGAUUGGUUGGCUUUGGUUGCUGUCCAUAGUGACUCUUGGUUGCUCUCUGUUGCCUACUAUUUUGGUGCGAGAUUUGGAUUUGAUAAAGCUGAUAGGAGGCGGCUUUUCAAUAUGAUCAAUGAUUUGCCCACUGUAUUUGAAGUAGUUACAGGUCUUGCGAAGAAACAAGUCAAGGAAAAGGCAUCAAGUGCGAAUGGUAGCAAAUCCAAGUCGAGCCUUAAAACGAGGGAAACUGAAACGCAAGGAGUGUAUGUGAGGCAGCCGCUGGCAAGGGAAGACGUAGAGGCGUUGUACGAAGAAGACGAAGAUGAGCACGGCGACACCUUGUGUGGGGCGUGUGGUGAGAAUUAUGCAACAGAUGAGUUUUGGAUUUGCUGUGAUAUCUGUGAGAAAUGGUUCCAUGGAAAGUGUGUUAGAAUAACUCCUGCAAAAGCCGUGCACAUUAAUCAGUACAAAUGCCCAUCCUGCAGCAGCAAAAGAAGCCGCAUUUAAACAAUGGGAAAGGAAAUUUGUGUUUUGAUAAUGGAAUCACAGGGCAAUUGCUUUGUUGGCUUUUAAAGCACAUUUCAGGUUUUUCCAGUUUUCUGCCUUCUCAGUUUCUAUGUAAAGUCAAUAUUUCUAUAGUCUUUUAGAUUGCCUCUUAGUCUUCUUUCCUUUUAAUGCUCCGUAGUUACAAGUACUCGGUGAUUAGGAGAUUGGUUUUUUUUUUUUUUUUUUUUUUAUGGAAUAAAUAGGCUAAUCCGAGCAUUCUU